Anoplopoma fimbria (sablefish) is the source of this 1499-nucleotide messenger RNA. RefSeq names its product protein phosphatase 1, regulatory subunit 8b (gene ppp1r8b). Gene Ontology annotation, cellular component: nuclear speck. The coding region runs from base 31 to 1080 and encodes 349 amino acids. Gene Ontology annotation, molecular function: protein binding; protein serine/threonine phosphatase inhibitor activity; mRNA binding. The transcript has 7 exons. NCBI's taxonomy places the organism in Eukaryota, Metazoa, Chordata, Actinopteri, Perciformes, Anoplopomatidae. The record is from RefSeq and is a predicted model, not a curated record.
UGCACUUCGGCCAUGAGAAGAUGAGGCAAGAUGGCGACUAAAAUAAGCAAAGAAAGUGCACCUCCUUUUGAUUGUCCAACAUGGGCAGGCAAGCCGCCUCAGGGGCUCCAUCUAGACGUGAUGAAGGGAGACAAACUGAUGGAGAAACUGAUCAUAGAUGAAAAGAAGUACUACUUGUUCGGAAGGAACCCGGACUGGUGUGACUUCACCAUCGACCAUCAGUCAUGCUCACGUGUGCACGCUGCCCUGGUCUACCACAAACACCUGAAAAGGCUCUUUCUCAUAGACCUCAACAGCACCCACGGUACUUUCCUGGGACACAUUCGCCUGGAGGCACACAAGCCUCAGCAAGUACCCAUAGACUCUACAAUAUCUUUUGGGGCCUCAACAAGAACAUAUACCAUCAGAGAGAAACCCCAGACCCAAGGCACAGCCGGCACAGGAGACAGUAAGACGGGAGAGGAUGAGGAGUUAAAAGGACUGCUUGGGCUUCCAGAGGAAGAGACAGAGCUGGAGAACCUGACAGAGUUCAACACAGCUCACAACAAGCGAAUCUCCCUACUGACAAUUGAGGAGGGUAAUCUAGAAAUCCAGAGGCCUAAGAGGAAGCGGAGGAACUCCAGGGUUACUUUCAAUGAGGACGACUCCAUCAUUAACCCAGAGGAUAUAGACCCUUCGGUGGGACGGUUUAGAAACAUGGUGCAGACUGCUGUCAUCCCCAUCAAGAAACGCAGAUCAGAGGGUCACAACACUCUCGGUCUCGAUGACCUGACAUCAAAGCGCAUCCACAGCUACAACUUGGGUGGUGGUCUCUACGGGGACUUGCCUCCCACCAGUCACGAGAACCAGCCCACGGGAGCUCCAGGAAGUGCUUCUAUGCAGGGAGGGCUUCCGCUGCCCUUCCCCAACCCAGCGCCAGAGGUGGACCUGGCCCCAGAGGCUCACCAGCCCCCUGUCACACUCAACCCCACCCCUGUCACAGCCCCCUACCUACCAGAGACACACAACGAGCCACGCAAAAAGAAGUAUGCCAAAGAAGCUUGGCCGGGAAAGAAACCCACCCCUUCACUACUCAUCUAACAGUUCCCCAAAGCUGCUGACUCUUAGGUUACCGGCAGAUACAUCAGGGACUGUGACCUGGCAGAGGUGGAGUCAUUCACAUCUCAAUCUUCUUUUUUUAUUUGUCGUGUUACUCAUUGUCACCACCAAAAGGCACCACACAAUUUCUUUGUGGUCUGUCACAAGAUAUCACCAACUUUGCUAUGUCAGCAGUUGAUAAGUUUGGCAGGAAUACAGCAGAAGCCUGUCGAUUGCAAACACAGUUAACAUGAAUUUACAAGACUUGGCAGUUAGCAUUUGAGCCUCAGAGGUGCAGUUGCCUAUGUUUGUCUGUGAGUGACGAGCUAUAUGGAUAUGGUUAUGUUUUGGAUGUUGAGUUGUAGCUUUUUUUUUUUUUACUAAUCACUUUUUCAACAUUUUUUUCACUCUGUCAGUGUUUU